GUAGAGUUGCUCUUAUCCAAACCCCAUAUCGUCGCGUUGACAAUGGGAUCGUCGUGAUCGGAGAUUCCUCACGCCUUGCUGCAGCAGAUACCAAGGCUCUUCAAGGAACCGAGCCGAAGCCACUCACUGACUGGAUUCGCCAUGAGACCGCCGUCUCCUCUUUUGCUCCCGUUACUCCUGCUUCUCCUUCUCCUCCCGUCGCCGCCCGCGGUGGCGACGGCGGCCGACCGCAGGACCGCGUCUCCGGCCACGCAGGAGGGGGCGGCCGCCGGGGUCCUCAGCCGGCUCCUCCCUUCCCACGCGCUCAGCUUCCGGUUCCAGAUCGACCCCAAGCGUGGCGUCUGUGGCGACUCGAACUGCUUCAGGAUAAGCAAUCUUGAUGGCUCGGGUACAGGCGGUGAAGAGAUUCUGAUCCAGGGUACCACUGCUGUUGAGCUUGCAUCUGGACUCCAUUGGUACCUCAAAUACUGGUGUGGGGUGCACAUUUCCUGGGAUAAGACUGGUGGUGCACAACUGGCAUCAGUCCCUCCGCCUGGGUCUCUGCCGCGAGUGAAGGGAACAGGAGUGAAGAUUGAGCGCCCUGUUCCGUGGAAUUACUAUCAGAAUGUCGUCACCUCCAGCUACUCCUUUGUGUGGUGGGAUUGGAGAAGAUGGGAGAAAGAAAUUGACUGGAUGGCACUUCAAGGAAUUAACUUGCCUUUAGCAUUUACUGGACAGGAAGCUGUUUGGCAAAAGGUUUUUAAGAGUUUUAAUGUCACCGACAGAGAUUUAGAUGAUUUUUUUGGCGGACCAGCUUUUCUUGCUUGGGCUAGAAUGGGGAACUUGCAUGCAUGGGGUGGACCACUUUCACAAAUUUGGUUGGAUCAACAAUUGGCACUGCAGAAGAAAAUAUUGUCUCGUAUGAUUGAGCUUGGAAUGGUCCCAGUUCUUCCAUCAUUCUCAGGAAAUGUACCCGUUGCGUUUAAAAAGUUGUUUCCAUCUGCCAGCAUAACCAGACUCGGUGACUGGAACACUAUUGAUGGUAACCCUAGGUGGUGCUGCACUUAUAUUCUUGAUCCUUCAGAUGCAUUGUUUAUUGAUGUGGGGCAGGCUUUUAUCAAGCAACAAAUGAAAGAAUAUGGUGACAUCACCAGCAUCUAUAAUUGUGACACAUUCAAUGAAAAUACACCACCGACCAAUGAACCGACAUAUAUUUCAUCACUUGGUUCUGCUAUCUAUGAAGCAAUGUCGAGAGGUAACAAGGAUGCAGUGUGGUUAAUGCAGGGUUGGCUAUUCUACUCGGAUGCAGUUUUCUGGAAGGAGUCUCAGAUGAAAGCACUACUUCAUUCUGUUCCAAUUGGUAAGAUGAUGGUCCUUGAUUUAUUUGCUGAUGUCAAGCCCAUAUGGCAAACGUCCUCUCAAUUCUAUGGUGUACCAUACAUCUGGUGCAUGUUACACAAUUUUGGUGGUAAUAUUGAAAUGUAUGGAGUACUAGAUUCAAUUUCAUCUGGCCCCGUUGAUGCGCGUACAAGCUACAAUUCAACAAUGGUUGGUGUUGGCAUGUGUAUGGAGGGAAUAGAGCACAAUCCAGUUGUUUAUGAGCUUAUGUCUGAAAUGGCAUUCCGUAGUCAAAAGGUCAAAGUUGAGGAUUGGUUAAAAACAUACUCUCAUAGGCGAUAUGGCCAAUCAAAUGUUGAAAUACAGAAAGCUUGGGGAAUCCUGUAUCAUACACUAUACAAUUGCACAGAUGGAAUUGCGGAUCACAAUAAAGACUACAUAGUUGAAUUUCCAGACAUGAGUCCAAGUUCUUUCAGUUCCCAGUAUUCCAAAAGAAGUAUCUCACUUGCGAGGAAACAUCCGAGGUUCUUCUUAAGCGAGGUCUCUGCAAGCCUACCACAACCGCAUCUAUGGUAUUCUACAGAGGAGGCCAUCAAAUCCCUUGAACUAUUUCUUAAUGCAGGAAAUGAUCUCUCAAAAAGUCUCACAUAUAGGUAUGACCUCGUUGAUCUGACAAGGCAGUCACUGUCCAAAUUAGCAAAUAAAGUGUACCAUGAUGCUAUAAGUUCCUACCAAAAGAGGGAUUCAAGUGGUUUAAACUUCCACACGAAGAAAUUCCUCGAACUCAUUGUGGAUAUCGACACACUACUAGCUUCUGAUGAUAAUUUCCUGCUGGGCCCUUGGUUGGAAAGUGCAAAAAGUCUUGCUAUGACGGAAGACGAACGGAAGCAGUACGAGUGGAAUGCUAGAACACAGGUGACAAUGUGGUACGACGACACAAAGACUGAGCAGAGCAAAUUGCACGACUACGCAAAUAAAUUUUGGAGUGGGCUUCUGAAGAGCUACUACCUUCCAAGGGCAUCUAAAUACUUCAGUCGGUUAUCCAGAAGCCUCCAAGAGAACCGGAGUUUUCAACUGGAGGAAUGGAGGCGAGAUUGGAUCUCGUAUUCUAACGAAUGGCAGUCCGGGAAGGAGCUGUACCCUGUGAAAGCCAUUGGUGAUUCUUUGGCGAUCUCCAGGUCUCUCUUUACAAAGUAUUUCAGGUAGCUGUGGGAUGGGGCCACAAAACUACGAGGCUUGUUUGUCAUGGAGCAAAAUAAUGUACACAUGAGUUGCUGUGAAGUGAACGUGAGAUUAUAACUCCGUACAUCUGCUCUUGAUUCCGCAAGUAUUCUCACCUCAUGUAAAAGGUUAAACCGUAAAUACUUUUUCAGUGGGUAAUGUACAUUGAUCCAUAACAAAACUGCACACCUUUGAUGUGA
Molecule: messenger RNA, 2738 nt
Organism: Hordeum vulgare subsp. vulgare (domesticated barley)
Lineage: Eukaryota; Viridiplantae; Streptophyta; Magnoliopsida; Poales; Poaceae
Product: alpha-N-acetylglucosaminidase
Exons: 19
Coding region: 142-2523 (793 amino acids)
Source: RefSeq, a predicted model, not a curated record